Messenger RNA from Maudiozyma barnettii, 621 nucleotides. It is a transcript of the gene ATG45, whose product is annotated as Atg45p. The coding region runs from base 1 to 621 and encodes 206 amino acids. NCBI's taxonomy places the organism in Eukaryota, Fungi, Ascomycota, Saccharomycetes, Saccharomycetales, Saccharomycetaceae. The record is from RefSeq and is a predicted model, not a curated record. The transcript has a single exon.
AUGAGUGACAGCGUUUUAUUACAAAUUCCAAUUAGUGUACUUCAGGAAAAGUUAAAAGGAAUACAUAAUUUAGAAAAUGAUAGACCACCGAUAAUGGUAGCAGGUGAGUUCAAUGACUGGAAACAUGAUAAUUUAAAUUUCCAAUUACAAGUAAAUGAUGAUGAUACUUUGUACUUUAUCAAGUUACCCAAGGUUCAAGGUAAAACCAAUUUUUCAUUUAAGUUGUAUAUUCCUGAUGUCAUUUGGUUCACGGUGCCAUAUAUUGAUACAAUUAUAGAUGAAACUGGAAAUGUUAACAAUGUAAUUCAUUACGAAGCUCUACAAAUAAAAAAUGGAGAUAAUUCUUCUAUUAUUGCUUCGGUGGACGAUUAUGUUGAAAUCACAUCCUUCAGUGAGUUGAGUAGUGCUGAAGAAAUACAGAAUCGUGGAUCGGAAUCACCAAACCAAAUUACUGAUAGUAUAUAUGGAAGUACAAUAGAUGAUUAUUAUAAUUUGGAUGGUACGCCUCAAAACAGUGUUGUAUAUAGUAUAUCACAAUCAUCAAGGUUCUUAGGAUCAAGCCAAACCUUAUCAGGUGUACAAGCUUUUACCCAAAGGGUCAAGAAAUAUUUCAACAAAUAA